Messenger RNA from Erythranthe guttata (spotted monkey flower), 1785 nucleotides. RefSeq names its product DNA repair protein recA homolog 3, mitochondrial. Gene Ontology annotation, molecular function: ATP hydrolysis activity; ATP binding; ATP-dependent DNA damage sensor activity. The record is from RefSeq and is a predicted model, not a curated record. Gene Ontology annotation, biological process: DNA repair. NCBI's taxonomy places the organism in Eukaryota, Viridiplantae, Streptophyta, Magnoliopsida, Lamiales, Phrymaceae.
CCGUGAGAAGUUGAAAAGGGCGGGAAAAUCCUUUAGAACCCUAAAAUUCCUCCCCUCAGGCCUCAACCCACACAACACCCACUCCCUCAUUGUUUCAAUUUGAAUACACGAAUCGUAUUGAGAUUAUUUCAGCAAAGAAACAUCAAACCGAAAAAUUUACAUUUUUGUACACGAUUUCUGUUCGAGUGGGAGAGAGAGAGAGAGAGAGUGUCUUGUUCACUGUAGAAGAAGGGUUUUUGUUUUCUGUUUAAUUUAAUUUUUGGAUUAUAAUCUGCUAUGGCAAGAUUUCUGCGAAGGGCUUCUUCUCUCAGCAGCUCUAUGUUAUCGCAGUUGCAGGGACCCGUGACAGGAUUAUCGGAAACGUCUAUUCAUCGGUGCAACUUCUCUACUAAAGGUAGAAAGAAAUCGAAGUCACAAAUAAGUGAUUCUGGGGAAGAGAAUAUGUCGAAGAAAGACUUAGCACUGAAGGUAGCUAUGAAUCAAAUCACAGCAUCAUUUGGAGAAGGCUCGAUAAUGUGGCAUGGCCGAUCAAUAUCUCCAAGGCAGACUGCGGUCGUCUCUACUGGAUCUUUUGCUUUGGAUAUUGCAUUGGGAAUCGGAGGACUUCCAAAGGGACGGGUUGUGGAGAUAUAUGGUCCCGAGGCUUCCGGCAAGACAACUCUUGCGCUGCAUGUUAUUGCCGAGGCACAAAAACAGGGAGGUUACUGUGUCUUUCUUGAUGCCGAGCAUGCUCUUGAUCCAGCUUUGGUCAAGGCUAUUGGAGUUGACUCUGAGAAAUUGCUGAUUUCACAACCAGAUUCCGGUGAGCAAGCUCUUAGUUUGGUGGACACCCUAAUCCGAAGUGGUUCGGUUGAUGUCGUUGUUGUGGAUAGUGUAGCUGCUCUGGUUCCUAAAGGUGAACUCGAUGGUGAAAUGGGAGAUGCUCACAUGGCAAUGCAGGCUCGACUUAUGAGCCAGGCACUACGAAAAUUAACCCACUCCUUAUCCCUCGCACAGACCAUAUUAAUUUUUACAAAUCAAGUUCGAUCAAAGCUAUCGACUUUUGGAGGAUUUGGUGGUCCGUCUGAAGUAACUUGUGGUGGGAAUGCCUUGAAAUUUUAUUCUUCAGUUCGUCUAAAUAUUAAAAGAACAGGGUUAGUCAAGAAAGGAGACGAGACUACAGGAAGUCAGGUAGUUGUAAAAAUCGUAAAGAACAAGCACGCACCUCCGUUCAAAACCGCAGAAUUUGAGCUCGAAUUCGGCAAAGGUAUUUGUCGAGAGGCAGAGCUAAUAGACUUGGGUUGCAAACACAAAUUCAUCACAAAGGCUGUCCCUUACCUUUAUAUGAAUGAUCAGACAUUUCACGGUAAGGAUUCUCUCAAACGAUACCUGUCUGAAAACGAAACUGCGAGAGAAGAACUCGUGAAGAAGCUAAGAGACAAGCUUAUAAAUGCCAAACCAGACAACGAAAAAGAAACUAACGUAGAUCAAGAAUCCGAAACUGCAGCUAAUCAAGCAUAAUAGCGUAUGUGUUAUAUCUCAUCUAUUUAUUUAAUUAUUACGUUAAUUCUUCUAGUUACGGCCUUGCUAGUGAAAACCCUUCGUAGAUAUACACUUGAAAGUCGUGUAGUUGAUGAAAAAAAUUCGAUUUAGUCGAAAUUAUCUGGUUGCUGAUGUCGGUUUUUCGGCUACAUUUUGUGUGUUGGAACAUUCUUUUACCAUAUUCAAAAUUUUGGACUGGAUUGCAAAAAUAAAAAUAUUAUUGUCAUAAAUAGAAAAAUAAGUGCUAAGAUGUUUCCCAAGUUG